AUGUCGGCUAGCGGAUGGAUUGUUAAGACUAACAAGAGUCCUCUGGCCUGGGUACCCCUGCUCACAUCCUUCCCUCUCUUAACCCCGGAGGUCGCAAUCACCCUCGACGACAAUUCUCUCAACCCGUGUUCUGAGCCGGAAAAAAUGGCGGCAGAAAUGGAAAAGGGCGGGAGUCUUCCAGCGCAAGACGCAUUGCCCCAGUCAGAAACGACUGUCGAGACAAGCAUUGCCGGCGAGGGACAGGACGAUGUCGAGCCCGUUGUGACGCUGAAGACUUGGCUCGUCUCUUGUAUUCUUUCGUGCGGAUAUGGUUUAUCAUUCUGGCCCGUGCCGACGAUGUCUGCCAUCGGCACCUCGGUUUCCGCGGACUUGGGAAAUCCUUCGGGGUACAUGUGUGGUUCUAAUACGGACCUGCUUGGUCGACGAUGGUUCCUAGUCGGAGGUAACUUGGUCUGCACUGUCGGUCAUAUUAUUGUGGCGUCGGCGAAAAACACCAACCAAAUCAUCGCCGGUUUCGCCGUCUCGGGCUUCGGGGCAGCCAAUUGCCAGAUGGCCGCAUUUGCCCUGCCCGAGCUUCUCCCGAACAAGUGGCGACACAUUGGGGUCGUUAUUGCCGACUUCACCGUGUACAUCGCGGUCAUUGUGGCGCCCGUCACGGCUCGUUUUGGCUACGAGUUUGGCACCUGGGCCUGGAACUUCUGGGCCGUUGCCAUCUUCCAGGGUCUUUCUUUCGUGGGAUUGUUGCUGUUGUACUUCCCACCGGCCCAUCCAAUCGGCGUUUCCUACAGCGAGGCGUUCAAGUCACUUGAUUAUGUCGGUGCCGUGCUGUUUAUUGGCGGAAUUGUACCUCUGCUGCUAGGAAUCGUGUGGGCAGGUGUCUACGAUUCUAACGAUGCGCAUGUGGUGGCUUGUCUUGUCGUCGGGUUUGUCGUCUUGAUUAGCUUCGCGCUCUGGGAGACCUUCGCCAACCUGAAGUUCCCCUUGACGCCGACAUACGUUUUCACCAGCUCUUACGGACGAGACUUCACGGCCCCUGCCGUUGCCCUGGGUGUGGUCAACAUGUUCUACUACUCUUCAAGCAUUCUCUGGCCACAGAUGACGACUGUGCUGUACACCAACGGCGGUCUUGACUGGAAGUACGCCAUCGUGUUGACUCUACCCCAGGGGUUGGCAAUUGCUUUCGGUGCCUUUCUUCUGUCCGUCCUUGGACGGAAGCUUCAGAAUUGGCAAUGGCAGUUGACUGGAUCUGUAUUCAUCAUGGUUCUGUUUGGUUCCCUGUUGGGAAUGGCCACGCCUGACAACAAGGGCACCAUGAUCGCUUUCAUGUUUCUAUCUCAAGCCGGAUUCGGCUGGGGAAUUUACCUGAGUAUCGCGAUCACGCAGAUGGGGGUGGAGCAUAAGAACCUGGGCGUCAGCGGUGGUAUCUCAGGUGCCAUUCGCUUUGCUGCCGGCGCAGUGGCCACCACGGUCUACAACACCGUCUUUACUAACAGUCUGUCCGAGUGGACUCAGAAGCUGGUUCCAGCUGCUGUCACUGCUGCAGGCCUAAACGAGUCGAAAGUGCCCGAUCUACUGACGGCAAUGUCUUCUUCUCCGUCUACAUUGGUUCAGUCCUUCGGGGCCACGGUGGCAGCGGCCGCAGUCGACGCCAAUAAACAUGCUACUUGCAAGGCCGUCUUUGUGGUGGCAAUGGUCUCCAUGGCGUUCGGUAUUGUGGGCAUUAUUGCCUGUCUUUGCUGCAAGGACGUUGAGCAUAAAAUGACCAACACGCUUUCCUCGCGUGAAGACCCCCCCGACGAUUCUCUUGCCUCGUCAACUCAGACCCCAGCGGGUAGAAUGCGAUUCAUCCCAGCCGUCGCGGCAGCGCUCGUAGGCACGACGCAGGCCAAAUUCUACGAUUUUUCCAACGAGGUUUUCAAUGGGGAGGUCCCCGUUCAGUAUAUCUCCGACGAUGUCUUCGACGGUCCCAAGGUAGGCCCAUUGAACGGCUCGACCUACGACUGGUGGUACUUUGACGCCGUGUCUUCUACCAGCAAUGCGUCGGUCGUCCUAGUUCUCUACCGAUCCACCCCGGGAGGAAACCCUUAUGUCCUGGAAGGCUCCUCGGCAUCGGUCAAUUUGUUCAUCACCGGGGAGGACGGAAUUCCGCAGUAUUACCCCAUCCCAAACCUGCCCGAUCGCGACGGCGAGAUCACAGUCUCUACCGAUGGCCAGGGGGCAUCUGGUGUCUGGACGAGCACGGGGUUCAGUUUCUUUGGGUCUUUCGACCUCAGCAGCUAUACAGUUCAUGUCAACGCGCCGGUGCUAGGGUUGAAUGGAACGCUUUCGUUGGCAUCGAAUGCGCCAGCCCAUUACCCUUGUGGACCGAACCAGCCUGGCCAAAACCUCCUCGUCUCACCUCAUGUGGGAUGGGCGAAUGCCAUGCCGGAUGCCAAUGCCGCGGCCUCGUUCACGAUUAAUGGCACCGAUAUUCAGUUCACGGGAAUCGGCUACCACGAUAAGAACUGGGGCGACCAGCCCCUCGGCCGUCACGUCAAGACCUGGUAUUGGGGCCAUGGUCGCCUGGGCCCCUAUUCUUUGGUGUGGUUGGACGUAUUGCAUCCGAGUGGGCGCGAGUAUGUGAGUGGGUACGUGGCCAAAGAUGGCGAUGCCUUGCAGAACUCCUGCGCGACGGAGGCCAUACAGGUUCAUCCGUGGUUUUCUACUUCGGCCACGAACGCUUCUUUUCCCGACGGAUUCACCGUGGCGAUAGAGCUGGCAGACGGACCCUUGCGUGUGACGGUGAGGAACCGCGUCACAAUCGCGCCAGGAACCACGUACCAUCGUUGGCUUGGAAACCUGUCGGGCGGCAUCGUCAAUCAAACGCAAUAUACGGGAGUGGGUAUCUGGGAGGAAUUCAAGGACCCUCCUCAGUAA
Messenger RNA from Aspergillus affinis, 2916 nucleotides. RefSeq names its product MFS general substrate transporter. NCBI's taxonomy places the organism in Eukaryota, Fungi, Ascomycota, Eurotiomycetes, Eurotiales, Aspergillaceae. The transcript has 11 exons. The record is from RefSeq and is a predicted model, not a curated record. Gene Ontology annotation, molecular function: transmembrane transporter activity. Gene Ontology annotation, biological process: transmembrane transport. The coding region runs from base 1 to 2916 and encodes 971 amino acids.